CCAGAGCGCAGCGGCUGCCCCGGUUCAGGGGGGCGACCCCCACCCCGCCCGGUGCCCAGCCCCUGGCCCCUGCUUGCCCUCCAGACCGUCGCCGCCGCCGCUGCCGGAGUCCGCCUGCUGCGGGACGCACUAUCCCUCUCUCCAUGGAGUUCGGCCUGCUCAGCGAGGCGGAGGCCCGGAGCCCUGCCCUGUCGCUGUCAGACUCCGGCACUCCGCAUCCACCGCUCGCAGAGCACGGCUGCAAGGGCCAGGAGCACAGCGACUCAGAGAAGGCCUCGACUUCCCUGCCGGGCGGCUCCCCAGAAGACAACUCGCUAAAGAAGAAGCAGCGGCGGCAGCGCACACACUUCACCAGUCAACAGUUGCAAGAGCUGGAGGCGACCUUCCAGAGAAACCGCUACCCAGACAUGAGCACGCGCGAGGAGAUUGCCGUUUGGACCAACCUCACCGAAGCCCGCGUGCGGGUGUGGUUCAAGAACCGGCGGGCCAAGUGGCGCAAGCGCGAGCGCAGCCAGCAGGCGGAGCUGUGCAAAGGCGGGUUCGCGGCGCCGCUGGGGGGUCUAGUACCGCCCUACGAGGAGGUGUACCCCGGAUACUCGUAUGGCAACUGGCCGCCCAAGGCUCUUGCCCCACCGCUAGCCGCCAAAACCUUCCCGUUCGCCUUCAAUUCGGUCAAUGUGGGGCCUCUGGCUUCGCAGCCCGUUUUCUCGCCACCCAGCUCGAUCGCUGCCUCCAUGGUGCCCUCGGCCGCGGCCGCCCCGGGCACCGUGCCAGGACCCGGGGCCCUGCAAGGCCUGGGUGGGGGCCCCCCCGGGCUGGCUCCAGCCGCUGUGUCCUCCGGGGCAGUGUCCUGCCCUUACGCCUCGGCCGCUGCGGCCGCAGCAGCAGCCGCCUCUUCCCCCUACGUAUAUCGGGACCCGUGUAACUCGAGCUUGGCCAGUUUGCGGCUCAAGGCUAAACAACACGCCUCUUUCAGUUACCCCACCGUGCCCGGGCCGCCCCCGGCCGCCAACCUCAGUCCGUGCCAGUAUGCUGUGGAACGGCCGGUAUGAGCGGCCCGGCCUGGGUAUCACCCCCAAGGGCGGCGGCGAUUGUUCACAGCCUCCCCGGACUGGGGUCAUCUUCUCUGGCUUGACCCCGCCCCCGAGUCUGAGACGAGCGCUUGGACACCUAGGGAACUGCCUGCUCAGAAGAGGGCUUCCCCCUCCCAACCCUGAGGUGGGGCUGGGUCCAACACACAGACCGCAGCACCCUUGGGACUAAGGCCAGGAACCAACUCAACCCCAGGGGCCAAUUCACCCUUGGCCUAUCCCGCUUUCUCCAGAAUCCCUCCGUUUUCAAAGAUAAAUCAAAUAAACUUACGCGGACUGUCAAAA
This is a messenger RNA of Chrysochloris asiatica (Cape golden mole), 1376 nucleotides long. RefSeq names its product paired-like homeodomain 3 (gene PITX3). Gene Ontology annotation, cellular component: nucleus. The transcript is spliced from 4 exons. The coding region runs from base 144 to 1052 and encodes 302 amino acids. Gene Ontology annotation, molecular function: DNA-binding transcription factor activity, RNA polymerase II-specific; RNA polymerase II cis-regulatory region sequence-specific DNA binding. The record is from RefSeq and is a predicted model, not a curated record. Gene Ontology annotation, biological process: regulation of transcription by RNA polymerase II; anatomical structure morphogenesis. NCBI's taxonomy places the organism in Eukaryota, Metazoa, Chordata, Mammalia, Afrosoricida, Chrysochloridae.